Messenger RNA from Penicillium verhagenii, 459 nucleotides. RefSeq lists its product as uncharacterized. Bases 1 to 459 code for a protein of 152 amino acids. NCBI's taxonomy places the organism in Eukaryota, Fungi, Ascomycota, Eurotiomycetes, Eurotiales, Aspergillaceae. The record is from RefSeq and is a predicted model, not a curated record. The transcript is spliced from 2 exons.
AUGAGUUUAUUCGAUUGGAAUACUGCACCCGUCAUCCAAUUUUCAGUCGCCCGUCAAAAUGCUGAGCGGUCAUCGGAUAAAUCUCAUUUCGAGGUACGCUUUGCCGGUUUCUCAAACGAAGGGUAUGCUGAAGAACAUGCUCACGGAGAACUUGACUGCCACGGUCGUCUGGCUCGAGUGCCAUGGCUGGACUUGGUCGAUCUUGAGUCAGCUUUGUGGGAGUUGGCUUGUGGGAGUUGGCUUGUGGGAGUUGGGCUUGUGGGAGUUGGCUUGUGGGAGUUGGGCUUGUGGGAGUUGGGCUUGUGGGAGUUGGCACGCGGGAGUUGGCACAUGGGAGUUGGCACGUGGGAGUUGGCUUGUAGCAGUGGGAUCGUGGGCAUUGAUAUGUGGGACUCGGCUCGUGGAGCUGUUCGUGGAAGUCGGCCAGGAGUGGAGGAAAUAUCUGAUACCUCUGCUUGA